AUGCAAGAUCCAAACAACUCUCAUUCAAGGAAGCCUUGGUAUCAAAGAGCAAUGGAGAUGGCCAAACUAUGGAAAUCUAAUCCAAAAUCUACUAAAAUUCCCACAACAAAUGGCUUAUUUUGGAAAACAGUUUCCAAAGCAACAGAGAUUUCCUCACCAAAUUCCAAAAAAUCCCAAAAGAUGAGAAAAUGCACAUCUUUAAGGGUGGCCACCUCGUUUACUCGAGUUUGUCUAUGUGCGCCGAUAUCUUCCUAUAUAGAUGUGUUUCAAGACGAAGUUCCGUCUAGACGAAGUUAUAGCUAUUCGCCAUCGAAGCCCUUGCUUGCCUCCUCUCAAGAAAGAAUUACGAGUGCGAGAAUGAGUAUUGAAGGACGGAAAAUUUUUCGUGGGAAAUCUUUGACAGACGAUGUUUUAAUGAAGAGGUUAGUUAUUGAAGAAGGAGUUAUGCAAGUUAGGAGAAGGAAUGAGAUGGAAAUUAUUAAGAGAAGAAGUGUGAUGAGAAGGAAAAAACUUGGGCCAAGUCCUUUGAGCAGAAUGGUAUUGGCAGAUGAGUAG
Fraxinus pennsylvanica is the source of this 555-nucleotide messenger RNA. Lineage: Eukaryota; Viridiplantae; Streptophyta; Magnoliopsida; Lamiales; Oleaceae. The record is from the annotation of a GenBank genome assembly.